CGUCUGCUUUCCGGUUUCCGCUGAUUUAAGUCAACAAAAUGGAAAUUUCUCUGAAGCUCAAAAAAAAUCUUGUUACAAUGUUAGCUACGCCUAGUCUCAUAUCCUGCAACUUCUCAUACCCGCCUCUGAAAUCCUCAAGACUCAGAAUUUCACCAAAAGUCCGGAAUUUUUACCAUAUUUCUUCAAUACCCAAUUGCAGAAUUUCAAAAUGUUUAGUAUCUCUUAAACCCCAGAAUGAGAAAGGAGGGAUUCUUCAAAUAUGCAGGAGCAGCCUAAAUACCCAGAAACCGGAGGAGAACCCAGAUGUGGAUAAGGGGUCCUCAGUCUUCGAGAGUAAUGGGAAAGAAGGAAAGAACUGGACUACCUCAAUCUUGCUUUUUGGGUUGUGGGGUGCUCUCAUGUACUAUGUUUUCAAUCUUACUCCCAACCAGACGCCGUCAAGGGACAUGUACUUUUUGCAAAAGCUCCUGAAUUUGAAGGGGGAUGAUGGCUAUAGGAUGAAUGAUGUUCUUGUAUCUCUGUGGUAUAUUAUGGGAUUGUGGCCUUUGGUUUACAGCAUGCUAAUGCUUCCAACAGCCAGAAGGUACCAUCUGAAUUACAUAGAAGCAUUAGUCCCUCUCAGUGAGAGGCUAUAUCAUUGGGUAGGUUAUCAGUCUUGCAAAUCCAAUAGCCCUGUCCCUGACAUCCGCUUGAUAGCAUCUAUAAUUGCAGAUUCUAACUUGUACACUCCUUGGUGGAUUCUAGAGUUUCUUUCUAACCAAAUGUGAUAAACUAGAAAAGCCAUGAGAGCAGAGUAGAGCAGAGUAGACCAAGGGAGGAUAGCUGGAAUGCGUAGCAUGGCUGAAAUAGUACCCCAGAUUUGAUUAGAGACUAGAAUGGGGACUUGGAAGGAACAUAUGGUCCCUUGAUUCACUUGCUGUAUUGCACACAAUGCUAGUAUCACAUAUUGUGGGAGGCCACUUUUUCUGCCCAGAUUUAGUGGUCAGUCUGUCUAGGGUAGUCAACCAAGAUAUAAAACAGUGUUUUGGUA
Molecule: messenger RNA, 1030 nt
Organism: Rubroshorea leprosula
Lineage: Eukaryota; Viridiplantae; Streptophyta; Magnoliopsida; Malvales; Dipterocarpaceae
Source: the annotation of a GenBank genome assembly